This is a messenger RNA of Phlebotomus papatasi, 747 nucleotides long. RefSeq names its product rRNA 2'-O-methyltransferase fibrillarin-like. The record is from RefSeq and is a predicted model, not a curated record. NCBI's taxonomy places the organism in Eukaryota, Metazoa, Arthropoda, Insecta, Diptera, Psychodidae. The transcript has 3 exons. The annotation marks the transcript as partial.
AUGGAGGUGAAAAUUUUAAAUUUUGGUGUGACACGCCAUCGCGGGAUCAAUUCUGGACGAGGAAGAGGAAGGGGUGGAGGAGGAAGAAGUGGUGGAGGAAGGGUUGGAGGAGGAAGAAGUGGUGGAGGAAGGGUUGGAGGAGGAAGAGGUGGAGGAGGAAGAGGUGGAGGAGGAAGAGGUGGAGGAGGAAGGGCUGGAGGAGGAAGAGGUGGAGGAGGAAGAGGUGGAGGAGUAAGAGGUGGAGGAGGAAGGGCUGGAGGAGGAAGAGGUAGAGGAGCAAGAGGAGGAAUCGGAAGGGGAACAGGACGCGACGGAGGACGGGGAGGGCUCGGCCAUUCUUCUCGCCAUUCUAUUCGACCAAGCUACAGAGAUGUGUUAGUUGAAGAUAACACUCCACCCGGAGCCCCCGGAGCGUCCGGAGCUGAUGCGUCUUCCAGCACUCCAAGACCAGAUGGUCGGCCCACUCCAUUUUCAGUUUUUCACAAUAUGUUGAAACAGCAUGGAGAAAUGUUUCUCGAUCUCAAAGGAAAAUUGAAAGGAAAGGAGAGGAAAUUGGAGGAAACCCUCCAAAAAAUUCUCGAUGAAGAGAGUCUCUCAAAUGCUGAACGAUGUCAGUUAUUAACUGAAUAUUCGUUGAUGAUGUCCGAUGUGGAGGCAGCCGGAGGAGCAACAAAAUCUGACCCAAGUGAAACUCGCAUGGAAACUGAUCCAUGAUCCAGUUCAUGGACGUACUCAGCUAGGGGCAGG